AUGAAAACUGAGCUGUGUGAUGACAUAUAUGCUCCAAGUGCCUGGCACGAUAAAACUAUGGUCGAACCAACGUUGGUCCAUACAAAUGCAACAACAGUUUUCGAAUCGACAGAAGCACCAACCCCUCCACCACUGGAAUCUACGGAAUCGACAGAAGCACCAAGCCCUCCUCCACUCGAACCCACGGGAUGGACAGAAGCACUUAUCCCUCCUCCCCUCGAAUCUACGAAAUUGACAGAAGCACCAACCCCUUCUCCACUCGAACCUACGGAAUCGACAGAAGCACCAACCUCUUCUCCACUCGAACCUAUGGAUUCGACAGAAGCACCAACCACUCCUCCACUCGAACCUACGAAAUCGACAGAAGCACCAACCCCUCCUCCACUCGAACCUACGGAAUCGACAGAAGCACCAACUCCUCCUCCACUCGAACCCAUGGAAUCGACAGAAGCACCAACCACUCCUCCACUCAAACCUACGGAAUCGACAGAAGCACCAACCUCUCCUCCACUCGAACCUACGGAAUCGACAGAAGCACCAACCCCUUCUCCAAUUGAAUCUACGGGAUCGACAGAAGCACCAACCCCUUCUCCACUCGAACCUACGGAAUCGACAGAAGCACCAACCCCUCCUUCACUCGAAUCUACGGAAUCAACACAAGCACCAACGACUCCUCCACUCGAACCUACGGAAUCGACGGAAGCAACAACCCCUCCUCCACUCGAAUCUACGGAAUCGACAGAAGCACCAACCCCUCCUCCACUCGAACCUACGGAAUCGACAGAAGCAACAACCCCUCCUCCACUCGAAUCUACGGAAUCGACCGAAGCAUCAACUCCUCCUCCACUCGAACCCACGAGAGCGACAGAAGCACCAGCCCCUCCUCCACUCGAAUCUACGGAAUCGACACAAGCACCAACGUCUCCUCCACUCGAACCUACGGAAUCGACGGAAGCACCAACCCCUCCUCCACUCGAACCUACGGAAUCGACAGAAGCACCAACCCUUCCGCCAAUCGAAUCUACGGAAUUGACCGAAGCAUCAACCCCUCCUCUACUCGAACCUACGGAAUCGACCGAAGCAACAACACCUCCCCCAAUCGAAUCUACGGAAUUGACCGAAGCAUCAAGCCCUCCUCCAAUCGAAUCUACGGAAUUGACCGAAGCAUCAACCCCUCCCCCAAUCGAAUCUACGGAAUUGACCGAAGCACCAACCCCUCCUUCACUCGAACCUACGGAAUCGACAGAAGCAACAACCCCUCCCCCAAUCGAAUCUACGGAAUUGACCGAAGCAUCAACCCCUCCUCUACUCGAACCUACGGAAUCGACCGAAGCAACAACACCUCCCCCAAUCGAAUCUACGGAAUUGACCGAAGCAUCAAGCCCUCCUCCAAUCGAAUCUACGGAAUUGACCGAAGCAUCAACCCCUCCCCCAAUCGAAUCUACGGAAUUGACCGAAGCAACAACACCUCCUCCAAUCGAACCUACGGAAUUGACCAAAGCACCAACCCCCUCCCCAAUCGAAUCUACGGAAUUGACCGAAGCAACAACACCUCCUCCACUCGAACCUACGGAAUCGACAGAAGCAUCAACCCCUCCUCCACUCGAACCUACGGAAUCGACAGAAGCAUCAACCCCUUCUCCACUCGGACCUACGGAAUCGACCGAAGCAACAACACCUCCCCCAAUCGAAUCUACGGAAUUGACCGAAGCAUCAACCCCUCCUCCAAUCGAAUCUACGGAAUUGACCGAAGCAUCAACCCCUCCCCCAAUGGAAUUCACGGAAUUGACCGAAGCAACAACACCUCCUCCAAUCGAACCUACGGAAUUGACCGAAGCACCAACCCCUCCCCCAAUCGAAUCUACGGAAUUGACCGAAGCAUCAACCCCUCCACCACUCGAACCUACGGAAUCGAGCGAAGCAACAACACCUCGCCUAAUCGAAUCUACGGAUUUGACAGAAGCACCAACCACUCCUCCACUCGAACCUACGGAAUCGACAGAAGCACCAACCCCGCCUCCACUCGAAUCUACGGAAUCGACACAAACACCAACGUUUCCUCCACUCGAAUCUACGGAAUCGACACAAGAACCAACGUCUCCUCAACUUGAAUCUACGGAAUCGACAAAAGCAACAACCCCUCCUCCACUCGAACCUACGGAAUCGACAGAAGCACCAACCCCUCCUCCACUCGUACCUACGGAAUCGACAGAAGCAACAAUCCCUCCCCCACUCGAAUCUACGGAAUCGACCGAAGCAUCAACCCCUUCUCCACUCGAACCUACGGGAUCGACAGAAGCACCAACCCCUCCUCCAGUCGAAUCCACGGAAUCGACAGAAGCACCAACCCCUCUUCCACUCGAACCUACGGAAUCGACAGAAGCAGCAACCCUUCCUCCACUCGAACCUACGGAAUCGACAGAAGCACAAACCCCGUCUUCAAUCGAACCUACGGAACCGACAGAAGCACCAACCCCCUCUCCACUCGAACCUACGGAAUCGACUUUUUCUACAUUUCCAACUACUGAAACGACAACAAGACCAACUUUAUCUACAUUCCCAACCACUGAAAUGACAAUAGGACCAACUCUUUCUACAUUCCCAACCACCGAAAUGACAACAGAACCAACUCUUUCUACCUUCCCAACCACUGAAAUGACAACAGAACCAACUCUUUCUACAUCCCCAACCACCGAAAUGACAACAGAACCAACUCUUUCUACAUUCCCAACCACUGAAAUGACAACAGGACCAACUCUUUCUACAUUCCCAACUACUAAAACGACAACAGGACCAACUCUUUCUACAUUCCCAACCACUGAAACGACAACAGGACCAACUCUUUCUACAUUCCCAACCACUGAAAUGACAACAGGACCAACUCUUUCUACAUUCCCAACCACUGAAAUGAAAACAGGACCAUCUUCUUUUACUCCCCCAACAACUAAUUUGACAGCAGAACCAACGGCAAGUCAUAUUGCCGACGAUACUGCAAAAAUGUGCACAUUUCCAACUGAAUUUUCUGAUUGCGCAAGUGCAUGUCAACCAACAUGUGAUAAACCAAUGCCCGAAAUUUGUACACUGCAAUGUGUUUCCGAUCCAUGCGUAUGUGCUGAAGGAUACAUCAGGAAAAGCGACAAGAAUAGUACAUGUGUAUUGAAAAACGAAUGUUCAAAAACGUGCAACGAUUCGAAAAUGGUAAGUCAAUGUGCUCCUUCUUGUCCACCGACUUGCAUUGACCCAUUCCCAAAAUGCAACACAACAAAUUGCAGUGAUGAUCCAUGCGUGUGUCCGGAAGGUUAUGUAUUAAAAAGCAUAGACGAUGAUAGAUGUAUACUCCGGCAUGAAUGUGAAGACUUCUCAUUUUGUACGCGGAAAUGUCCUCCAUUAGACAUAAAUAGAAGAUGCGACGUGUCAGAGGCGUGGUCAUGCUCAUUAAAUAAUUGGAAGUGCAAAACAUACCGUUGGAAGAUGCUGAUGGACAAGUGGUGGCAUGACAGCGGGUGCUCAACAAAUGGAUCGUCAACUACUUUUUGGGAUAAUCCCAUGUUCAAAAUAAAAUGUCCUCACUUAGAAAUAACUUGCCAGAAUUCAACAGCACUUGAAUGUGAAAUAGACGUUCUCGGCUGCAACUCUUGUAUAUGUACUGAUGGAAGAUAUGCAGAUUACGACCAGCUCCAUGCCGUAUGGCAUCGUAACCAAAUGAUAUAUCAGGAAUACAUGAAUGCAUAUGAGAAUGUUCUUCAAAUAUACCGGGAUGAAAAUCAUUGCUAAAGUUGGACUAAGAUGACUUCCUUGGAAGAAGA
Molecule: messenger RNA, 3806 nt
Organism: Styela clava
Lineage: Eukaryota; Metazoa; Chordata; Ascidiacea; Stolidobranchia; Styelidae
Source: RefSeq, a predicted model, not a curated record